Molecule: messenger RNA, 549 nt
Organism: Chrysochloris asiatica (Cape golden mole)
Lineage: Eukaryota; Metazoa; Chordata; Mammalia; Afrosoricida; Chrysochloridae
Gene: TMEM52B
Product: transmembrane protein 52B
Exons: 5
Coding region: 1-549 (182 amino acids)
Source: RefSeq, a predicted model, not a curated record
AUGGGAGUCCGAGCCCACGCCGCCACCUCUGCCCUGGUAUACUUCAUCCAGCUUUCUGGGGCAAGAUGUGAAGAAAAUUGUGUCAAUUCUGAACAUUGUUUGACUACAGACUGGGUACAUCUCUGGUAUAUAUGGUUACUAGUGGUAAUUGGUGGGCUGCUUCUCCUGUGUGGUCUGACGUCAGUGUGCUUCCGCUGCUGCUGUCUGAAUCGCCAGCCAAAUGGGGAAGAUGGGGGACCACCACCUUAUGAAGUAACAGUCAUCGCUUUUGAUCAUGACAGCACUCUCCAGAGCACUAUGACUUCCUUGCAGUCCGUCUUUGGUCCUGCUGCUCGAAGAAUCCUGGCUGUAGCUCAUUCCCACAGCUCCCUGGGCCAACUGCCUUCCUCUUUAGACACCCUCCCAGGGUAUGAAGAAGCUCUUCACAUGAGUCGCUUCACUGUAGCAAGGUGUGGACAGAAAGCCCCUGAUCUACCCCCGGUGCCAGAAGAAAAACAACUGACUCCAAGGGAGAAGGAGUCUCCUCAAAUAGAGCACUCUUCUAAUUGA